AUGAAUAUCAAACAUUUCAAUGAUUUGCAAAAUGCUUUUCAACGUAGUAAAGAAGCAUUGGAUCGAUUUAUUGAAUUUGACCUACCAAAAACACAUUUAAAUCAACGAAUGGGUUUGGGAUGCAGCAAACUUGUUCGAUAUGCGAUGGAGGGUGAGUCAAAUGCGAAAAACUUCUUUCUGUCUGGUGCUGAUCUAAAUGACGAAACAUCAUUUCACGACUACUACAAACAUUUCAUUCAAAACGCGAAAAAACCGUUUCGCGAAUCAUUCAAUAGUUUUACAAAAAGUUUUAUUGAACGUCCUGUUGACAUACACGAUCAAAUGAUGAAACAAUAUGGUUAUCCUUCCUUGCAUUCUACCGCUCAAACUAUUGACGAUCGGGUGCACGAGAAUUUAGCAUUUGAAUUAGAAGCAUCGGUUUCAAAAAUCGUUAAAGAACUGAUACUAAUUGCGCCAACUGUCGUGUAUCGCUUAUGCGAAGACAACGACGAGUCUAAAGAAUUGGACGCCAGUACUUAA
Molecule: messenger RNA, 519 nt
Organism: Adineta ricciae
Lineage: Eukaryota; Metazoa; Rotifera; Eurotatoria; Adinetida; Adinetidae
Source: the annotation of a GenBank genome assembly